AUGCCGCCGUCUGGGAGAAAAGUUCCUGUGACGGUUCUCACCGGAUUCCUGGGAUCUGGAAAGACGACCCUGCUGAACCACAUCUUGAGCGUUCGGCAUGGAUUGAAGUUCGCGAUCAUCGAGAAUGAAUUUGGUGAGGUCGGCGUCGAUGAGCACGUCAUCAAGGAGGACUCCGAAGAGCAAGUCAUCGAGGUGAUGAAUGGCUGCAUUUGCUGCACCGUGCGGGGCGAUCUGGUGAAGGUGUUGAAACGACUCCGCGACAGACUGGAAACUUUUGACGGUGUCAUCAUUGAGACCACUGGAAUGGCUGACCCAGCACCGGUUGCUCAAACCUUCUUUGUCGACCCCGAGAUCCAGAAGGAUUACCACCUGGACUGCAUUGUCACUGUCAUUGACAGCAAGCAUGUGCUCCAACAUCUCAGAGAGGAGAAGCCGGAAGGUGUCGAAAACGAGAGCGUCGAGCAGAUCGCAUUCGCGGACAAGAUUAUCCUCAACAAGACCGAUCUGGUGGACGAUGCGCAGUUGGCAGAGGUUGUGGCCGAGGUGAAGAAGAUCAACAGCUCCGCCGAGAUGAUCAAGGCGCAGCACAGCCAGGUGGACCCGACAAAGCUGCUGGGCGUCAACGCCUUCUCUUUGGACCGUGUGCUUGAGAUGGACCCCGAGUUCAUGGACACGGAGGGCGAGCAUCAGCACGACAACAGCAUUAGCUCGAUUAGUUUCAAGUUCGAAGGGGAGGUGAAUGUGAACAAGCUCGAGAUGUGGAUCAGCGAGAUGUUGCAGACUAAGGCUACGGACAUGUUCCGCUACAAGGGCAUGUUAGCGGUGAAGGGCAUGGAGACAAAGUACCUGUUCCAGGGUGUGCACAUGCUCUUCAACGGCGGCUUCGAAGGGGGCUACAAGUGGAAGGAGGGCGAGAAGCGGGAGUGCCGCUUUGUGUUCAUCGGCCGCAACCUGGACAAGAUCCUCCUGGAGAAGAAGUUCAUGGACUGCAAGGUCCUCUCUGAGGCAAGGUUCAACACCGGCGACAAGGUGGAGGCCAAUGUGCCCGGAGGAUGGACGAAAGGGACGAUCCUGAAGGUCUGGGACGACGGAAACCCGUACCGCAUCAAGCUUGACAACGGCACCGAGGUCUGGGCGCCGGAUGAUUCGGAUGACUUUGUGCGAUCCGUUCGCCAGAAGGUGGAAGGCGGCUACAAGUGA
Messenger RNA from Symbiodinium natans, 1200 nucleotides. NCBI's taxonomy places the organism in Eukaryota, Dinophyceae, Suessiales, Symbiodiniaceae. The record is from the annotation of a GenBank genome assembly.